This is a messenger RNA of Rhagoletis zephyria (snowberry fruit fly), 693 nucleotides long. RefSeq lists its product as uncharacterized. Lineage: Eukaryota; Metazoa; Arthropoda; Insecta; Diptera; Tephritidae. The record is from RefSeq and is a predicted model, not a curated record.
AUGUUUCUUUGGGAGAGUCCCGAAGUUUUGCUGUUCGCAGCUUGCUUCACAUUGAGAGGUUAUGCCGAUUUACGCUCACGCUACAAUGAGUUUAUGGAGGAGUUGAUCGCUAUGAAUCAUAUGGAACCCGUAUGCACCGCAGCUAGUCAGGCAUAUUAUAUGCAACAUCACCAAAUUAUAAAGGAGUCGAGUGUGACCACGAAGCUGAGGGUCGUUUUCAACGCUUCCGCCAAAACCACUGCUGGGAAAUCGCUCAACGAUGUGUUAUUCGUCGGGCCACAACUGCAGCCAGAUUUAUAUUCAAUUUUGAUGCGUUUCAGAACGCACCGCUUUGCUGUAACGGCGGAUAUAGCAAAGAUGUACCGGCAGAUUUGCGUAUCAUCAAAGCACGUUGACCUACAACGAAUCGUCUGGCGUCGUGACCCGUCAUUACCAAUUCAAGAUUUUCGAAUGUUACGCGUUACGUAUGGAGUGACAGCUGCAUCCCAGUUGGCAGUCAAAUCACUGCAACAAACUGCUAAGUGUUCGCUCAAAAGUUGUGAAAAAGCUGUUGCCGUCAUCCUUAAGGCUUUUUAUAUGGAUGACCUGCUAACUGGGGCAUCGUGCGAUAACGAGCUCAAAUUGUUGCAAAGGAAUGUUUCUGAGAUCCUAAGCGAAGGGGGCUUCGAACUUCGUAAAUGGGCGUCUAACUGA